Molecule: messenger RNA, 2325 nt
Organism: Eremothecium cymbalariae DBVPG#7215
Lineage: Eukaryota; Fungi; Ascomycota; Saccharomycetes; Saccharomycetales; Saccharomycetaceae
Gene: HMS1
Product: Hms1p
Exons: 1
Coding region: 1-2325 (774 amino acids)
Molecular function (GO): protein dimerization activity
Source: RefSeq, a predicted model, not a curated record
AUGUGUGCAGCUAUGCGUGCGAAUGGGAGUUUAUUUGAGGUUGAGAUGUUCCUUGCUUCGCUACAGUCAGAGGACAGUGAUAAUGAUUCAUAUGAUUUGUUUAACACGCCACAGAACCAGGCGGCAUAUGCGUCAUUUGGGGGUCGGCCAAGCAUUGGUGGUGCUGCUGUGGACUUCACGCCGGAGUCAUCCCAGUCCCACGUGGGGUUUGUGUCGGAACCAGUGAAGGGAGUGGGUUACACUGGUUUCACUAGUCCUGCAGAGUUGAGUGAUGGUGAGUUACGUUGGGUAUCCAAGGACAAUACUAUUUUGCGUGUAGUGAAGAUGGAAUCGUCAAGCAGUGGUGAAACUGGGGAUAGUGCGAACCUGCCAACAGAAAGCAGUGAGCCACCUUCCUCAGUCCAGGCGACCGGGGGGAAAACGGCAACAACAGCAGCAGUAGCAGCAUCUGUUGGUGCUGGAAUUCCUGUAGGUGGCCUUUUAGGUAACGGCAGGAUCACUAAACCGAAACGCGAGCGCAUGUCUCAUAAUAUUAUCGAGAAAAAAUAUCGUACGAAUAUUAAUGAUAAGAUUCUGCAACUUAGGGAUAUUGUACCAACCCUUCGCGUAACAACUAAGUUGGAGGGGGGUAUUCCUGUUACGGCUGAAGAUGAACUGCAGUUAGAUGGUCUCCAUCCAGCACGGAAAUUGAAUAAGGCGUCAAUUUUGACGAAAACGAUUGAGUAUAUCAGGCACUUGGAGGGGAGAUGCUCCUCUUUAAAAUUGGAAAAUAUGAAGUUAAAGCAAGGUCAGAGCUUGUCAACACCGGAAAGCCUCCGACAACCUUCACAGAAUGGUCAAUUUUUAGCAAAUGGUUCGGGGGCACAACCGCCGACAACGAUGUACUCAAGCGAUGUUUCAUCCGUGGCCACUCCAUCGUACAAUAUGGCACAUGCGUAUCCUCAGUCACAAGAUUCUGGUAAGUCAUCUAGUAAGCUCUUACUUGGCGGUCUCGCUAUGACAAUGGGCAUUACUUCCUUUGGGGAGAAUGAUGACAUUAACAACGUUCGUGGACUCUUUACGAUGCCAGUUUUCCACUAUUCUCCUGCAACGAACGGGUUUACUCUUUCGAAUAUUCAUGGUAUUAAGAUUGAUUUAUGCACAUCUUUACUUUCUUUGUUGAGGUUGAUAUUGCUGCUGUUUACAGUUAUUCGGUUAGCAACUAUGCUUCUUGUCGAACGACGUAGCGGUGACAAUGACAAGGCCCAAAUGGGGGUGAAUAGCUCCAGUGUGUUAAUCCAAUAUUCAGAUACGUUAGCAUUUGAUUCUCCUGGGGCUUUGUGGACUACUUUGAAAAAGACACUGAUUAUAAACCGUUUGAAAUAUCCCAAAAACUCUAUAGAACGUGUGGAAUCUGAAAUUGCCAAGUGCUUUGCUUUAAAAGUUUACGCAAGAAGUUCACGAUUUUUCCGUUUGUUUUUGAAUUCCUAUAGUAAUUCUUGCUGGGUUAAUAUCACUGAACAAGUUAAGCUGACGAAUAUUAUUGCUUCUAAGAAGAAUCAGAACUUUGGAAUCGAAUGGGAAAUGAUUACCAACAUUCUAAAUUCAGCCACAGAGAAGACUUUGAAUAACCAAGAUAUUUUAUACUCCUUACAACAUUACUCCAAGAAUGCAUAUUCAUUACGUGCUUUCGUCACAUUUAUAAAUGAUUCUGCCAUUGCAUCUAACACGCUAUCCAUUAUUUCUUCUCUUAUGCAAGAGCUAACUACAGAUGACUGCGACGAUUUAGAAACCACUGUAAAAAGAAUUUAUGACGUGGAAAUUAAGAAUGGCCAGUUCCUCAAAUUUGCCCGUGAGAAUUACAUAGUUUUGAAUGCUUUGUUCAAUCUAUCUGAUGUUACAACUCGCAACCUUUUAAAUUUAUUGGAAGUUGAUCAGGGUGUCACCGUGGAAAAUAUUAAAAAGGAUCACCUAUUUGUCUUAUACUCUUCCAUUUUCAGACGGCUUAUUGUCAAGCACCAGUUCAAAGAACUUCCAAAAUGGUCGCAAAAGAUGCCUCUAUGUCACUUGCGUGCUAACUCAUGUUCAUUGUUAGGCAUAACAGGUAUGUAUUUGGCGUUGCACGGUUUAAUGCAGCACGAAACUGAUUUACCAGUUGAUAUUUUUGUGUUCCUUGAAGAACUGGCAAACCGGCUGCGUGUGUGGUUUGGAUCAGAGGCGGGUGACGUUUUAGAUCUUGAAGUAAGAGGAAAGCUGAUCGAAUAUUGCAUGAACGCUGCUUCUAUAUGCAGUAAAAAAUCAGAUCAAUCAACACUAUCUACAAAUUUGUCCUUAAGAGACUCUUAA